AUGGGAAGACACUCUUACUGUUACAAGCAGAAGCUUUGGAAGGGUCUAUGGUCUCCUAAAGAAGAUGAAAAGCUUCUCAGACAUAUCAUUAAGUACGGUCAUGGAUGUUGGAGCUCUGUUCCUAAGCAAGCAGGUUUGCAGAGGUGUAGUAAGAGUUGCAGGCUUAGGUGGAUCAAUUACUUAAGGCCUAAUUUAAAGUGCAACAUGUCACAUAGUGUAGCAAAACAGAAUGCAUCAACUUCAGAGUUCAGAUACCAUUCACUAAAAAAUUGUGCACAGGUGAAUGGAUAUGAAACUAGGAUAUUGAGCACAAGUGAGCACAGGUGA
This is a messenger RNA of Arachis duranensis, 327 nucleotides long. RefSeq names its product transcription factor MYB61-like. The transcript is spliced from 3 exons. Lineage: Eukaryota; Viridiplantae; Streptophyta; Magnoliopsida; Fabales; Fabaceae. The coding region runs from base 1 to 327 and encodes 108 amino acids. Gene Ontology annotation, biological process: regulation of stomatal movement. The record is from RefSeq and is a predicted model, not a curated record.